Molecule: messenger RNA, 730 nt
Organism: Leptopilina boulardi
Lineage: Eukaryota; Metazoa; Arthropoda; Insecta; Hymenoptera; Figitidae
Gene: Nrk1
Product: nicotinamide riboside kinase 1
Exons: 1
Coding region: 101-670 (189 amino acids)
Cellular component (GO): cytoplasm
Source: RefSeq, a predicted model, not a curated record
AUUGACCAGCGCUCUCUACUUUUUUUUUUUAAUUAGAUUAUUCAGUAUUCAAUUUUGCAUAUAUAAGUGAUUUCUUUCUCUCUUUUACCGAAUAAUUAAAAUGGAAUGGUUAGUGAUUGGAAUAUCCGGUGCUACAUGUAGUGGAAAAACAACCAUCGCUCAAAAACUUCAUAAAGAUUUGAAAAAUUCUAUUUUAAUUCAACAGGAUACUUACUUUCAUGAUGUUGACGAUCCUCGACAUAUUUGGAUAGAAGAAUUGAAUCACAUAAACUUUGACAUUAUUUCCAGUUUGGAUAUGAAGAAAAUGUAUUCUGAUAUUCGAAAAAUUCUCGAUGAGAAACCACUUUUCAAUAAUGUUGUAUCACCUAAAAAUGAAAAAAAGAUUUUAAUUAUCGAGGGAUUUUUGAUAUUUGAUUAUAAACCAAUAUUAGAUUUGUGCAAUCUUAAAUAUUUUCUCACAUUGGAAAAAGAAGAAUGCUACAAUCGUCGAAAAUUACGUGUAUAUGAACCACCAGAUGUACCGGGAUAUUUUGAAAAAGUUGUUUGGCCCGAAUAUGUGAAUCAUUUAAAAGUAAUAAUGAACAAUAAGGAAUUAAUGAAAUCCAUAAAAUUUUACGAUGGAUUUAGUCAGGAGGAUGUAAUUAAACAUAUAUAUAAGCAUAUAUGUUAAUAAGUAAUUAGCCAUAAUUGAGUAAUAAAAAAAAAAUAAAUAAAUUGUAAUUUCUCUUGA